AUGACAAUGUGGAAGGCAGCGCUGACCUCCCACUGUAUUCACCUCUAAUGCGGAGCCAUGUUUCGGUCUCUGAGACGCGUUCAGCAGUUUAACUGCAAACUCCUGACUUUACAAAGACUCAGCGUCAGCUCUAAAGCCCCUCUCUGCACCUCCAGAAUGGCCAGUUCAGAGUACAGGAUUGAGCAGGACACGUUUGGGGAGCUCAAGGUCCCAGCUGACAAGUACUACGGUGCCCAGACUGUCAGAUCCACCAUGAACUUCAAGAUUGGAGGACCGAGUGAGAGAAUGCCAAUCCAAGUGAUUAAGGCGUUUGGUAUUUUGAAGAAAGCAGCAGCUGAGGUGAACAAAGAAUACGGCCUUAACCCAAAAGUAGCAGACGCAAUCAUCCAGGCUGCAGAAGAGGUUUCAGCUGGUAAACUGGAUGAUCAUUUCCCUCUGGUGGUGUGGCAGACUGGAUCUGGAACUCAAACCAACAUGAACGUCAAUGAGGUCAUCAGCAACAGGGCUAUUGAGAUUAUGGGAGGGAAACUGGGCUCUAAAGAUCCUGUCCAUCCCAAUGAUCAUGUCAACAAGAGUCAGAGCUCCAAUGACACCUUCCCGACUGCCAUGCACAUAGCUGCAGCCACAGAAGUCCACCAUGUGCUGCUGCCUGGUCUGCAGACGCUGCAUGAUGCUCUGGCCGCCAAAGCUGAAGAGUUCAAAGACAUCAUUAAGAUCGGGCGCACACACACUCAGGAUGCGGUGCCACUCUCACUUGGUCAGGAGUUUGGCGGUUAUGUCCAGCAGGUGAAGUACAGCAUUAAGAGAGUUAAUGCUGCCAUGCCCAGAGUGUACGAGCUGGCGGCUGGAGGCACAGCAGUAGGAACUGGACUCAACACCCGCAUAGGCUUCGCUGAGAAAGUAGCUUCCACAGUGUCUUCACUCACGGGCCUGCCUUUUGUCACAGCCCCCAACAAGUUUGAAGCUCUGGCAGCCCACGAUGCUCUGGUGGAGCUGAGUGGAGCACUGAACACAGUGGCCGUCAGCAUGAUGAAGAUUGCCAACGACAUUCGUUUCCUGGGUUCAGGGCCCCGCUCUGGCCUGGGGGAACUCAUCUUACCUGAGAAUGAGCCAGGAAGCAGUAUCAUGCCAGGUAAGGUGAACCCCACCCAGUGUGAGGCCAUGACCAUGGUGGCAGCCCAGGUGAUGGGAAACAAUGUCGCAGUCACCAUCGGAGGCAGCAAUGGACACUUUGAGCUCAAUGUCUUCAAACCUAUGAUCAUCAAGAAUGUGCUGAACUCUGCACAGCUGCUGGGUGAUGCCUCCGUCUCCUUCACCAACAACUGUGUGGUGGGCAUCCAGGCCAACACAGAGAGGAUCAACAAGCUCAUGAAUGAGUCUCUCAUGUUGGUCACAGCUCUUAACCCACACAUUGGUUAUGACAAAGCUGCCACCAUCGCCAAGACUGCUCACAAGAGGGGGUCGACGCUGAAGGCCAUAGCUGUGGAGCUGGGCUACCUGACAGAGGAGCAGUUUGACCAGUGGGUGAAGCCAAGUGAAAUGCUGGGGCCAAAAUGAACAUUCUUAACACCAACUAAUUCCCCUUGGACUACUGUACCUUGUCUCCCUUGGUUUACAGUGUGUUUGUCCUGUGUUCCAGUUCGAAUGAAAAUACACAAGAAUUUAAAAAAAAACUCUGGUUUUCUGAUAUUUUUCUUACAUUAGUUUACACACUUGUUUUUCUAACUUAUAACGCAUCAGCCAACAUUCUUAUUCCAUCAUUAGGGAUGAAAGAGAAAGAAGCAUGUACAAUCCGUUUUCUUUAUAAUAAUACUCUAUAUGUACUUAUACAGCACUUGUCAAAAUGAAAUGACAGUGAUUCACAAAUAAAACCAUUCAUACUUAACAAAUAAAACCAUAAGUUAAAUUUGAAGAACCGAAAACAUACUGGAAGCCAGUUUAAAGAGGCUAAAAUAGAACCAGAAAUAAUAAGAUGAACAAAUGCAGGCUGGUCAAGGUUUAAAUAUGUAUUGAUAUGAUAAUGUAUACAAAAAAAAGCACAUUUAUAAAUGAAAAAAUAUGUUAUGUACAAGUUUUGAGUACAAGUUGUAAAAGGUGAACAUUUCCUCCUCUUCUAUUUGGUCCAGCUGACCUUGGGAAUAUCAUAGUGCUCUCUGUCAGGGUGUCCAGGCGACAGUUGAAACCCUAUAGACAAAUGAAACAAUAGGAGAUAUGUUAGUUUAUUCUGAAGUCAAAACCUGAGCGUGUUCUGUGUGCAACUCGGGGAAAAAUGUUGACUGUAUGUCAGUCACCCAAAUUCCUAUAUUAACUUUAAUAAUUGUGUUGUUUUAUGAGUUUGAAUGAUUCUCUGCAAGGUCUGAUGCCAUAUUUACCUCAACGUGGUCUUUGUGUCUUUGAAGCUUUGUUUCAUGAUCCACCUGCUGUAAGUAAAGAGACAAAUAGACAAAUAAAUGUCUACAACAUUGUGCACAAUCGCUGUGACUUAAAAGUACAAUAAAAUCCUCUUCACAUACAACUGAA
Solea solea (common sole) is the source of this 2520-nucleotide messenger RNA. Its product is annotated as fumarate hydratase, mitochondrial. Gene Ontology annotation, biological process: fumarate metabolic process; malate metabolic process; tricarboxylic acid cycle. The record is from RefSeq and is a predicted model, not a curated record. The transcript has a single exon. Gene Ontology annotation, molecular function: fumarate hydratase activity. Gene Ontology annotation, cellular component: mitochondrion; tricarboxylic acid cycle heteromeric enzyme complex. Bases 58 to 1557 code for a protein of 499 amino acids. NCBI's taxonomy places the organism in Eukaryota, Metazoa, Chordata, Actinopteri, Pleuronectiformes, Soleidae.